UCUUCUCAGAUACAUUUCAUGUCGUAAGGAGAAAAAGAGAUCGGAAGAAAGAGAGCACUGAGCACCAAGGUUACAUGGAUCCUAGAAAAAUUUCUGAAAAUGUUGGUCAUGGGAUGAGAUUUCGUACAAAUCCUGAACGUGGUUCUCGAAGAGGAGGCUAUACUCGACUGCUUGCCUGGUAAUGCAGGCGUCAAUCGAGAGUUUUCGUGUUGUGAGGGAUAACAGAGUUAAUCAAAAUGCCAAUAAAGAUAUGAAGCCUCCUUUGUCACAAUGCUCAACUUCUUUAAAUGAACAAGUGCCCAAGAAUGUUCCUGAAAACGGUUCGACUGGAACUCCAAACAAUCAGAGACCCUUUGGUUCUCAAAGUUCAUCUCAAACUUCUAGCACACCAUCCAGUUCACAUGCCAGGCAAUCCCGAGAUGCAAAUUCAGGUGGUGUUUCUAGGAAAGAAUAUCAGAGGAAAAGCGGAAUUUUAUUCCUAAUGCUGCUUUGCAGUCACAGGCAGUGAAACCCAAUACCUUUCAAGCAAAUUCUGGCACUCAAUCAUCGAGCAGUUCAAUUUGUUGGGGUUUAUUCGUCAUCUACGGAUCCUGUCCAUGUGCCUUCUCCUGAUUCCAGAUCAUCUGGUGCCGUUGGAACCAUCAAGCGUGAAGUUGGGGCUGGUGGUGUUUGCCAUCCUCCUCCUGAAGAUGCUGGCAAAGAUUCAUCUGGAACAAAUACUCUUUCCAAUUCACUUGUAGAGAGGGACACUUCAUCAAAGGCAUUUCAACCUUUUCCUGCAAUUUCCAGAGCAGAUCGGGAGGUCCGGGUAGUCAUAGUAGUGCAGCUGAAUCUGCCAUAUCUGGUAUUUCUGGAAGCAGGUCAUUUGUGAGCAUCCGUAUGGAGCAGGCAACAUCAACAGGUUUUAGUUCAUCAAAAAGGUAC
This is a messenger RNA of Hibiscus syriacus, 924 nucleotides long. RefSeq lists its product as uncharacterized. The coding region runs from base 182 to 508 and encodes 108 amino acids. The transcript has 3 exons. NCBI's taxonomy places the organism in Eukaryota, Viridiplantae, Streptophyta, Magnoliopsida, Malvales, Malvaceae. The record is from RefSeq and is a predicted model, not a curated record.